UCGAGGAACUGCCACCUUCAACGAACAACCAUGAAUCGGUACGCAGGUUGCUGCCUCCUCGUUUUAAUAUCGUGCAUCCUUGCUAGCGAUCUGCGGUCCGGCUCCGAUGGCAAAUCACUGUCGCGGAGGCGGCGCUACGUUGUCUUUCCAGAGGGCUCGACUUUCUCCAUUGCGUUGUGCAUGACCAUGCAUACUUUGACCCCGGACGAUAUUUUCACGGAGGGAGUAAACUGGGGUAUCUCGUACGAUUUGCCGAACGAGAGUAAGCCGAUACUUGAGCCGUUUUUGCAGCUCAAGAAGGAUCAAAUGAAACCUGCUAAUAAGUACGGGAGCUACGGGAGCUACGGGAGCUACGGGAGCAACCAGCUCGACAAAAACGUUGUCUCCUAUCCGGGAUGGAGCAGCUACGACAAGCAUCACUUCAAGCCUGGCAAAAGGAAAUAUUACAAACCUGAUUAUUAUUAUCUGCAGAGAAGGCAUCGCAGGGACCUUUAUAGCAAACUAGAAACCAUCAUGAAUGCGAUGAACUUCGACGGCAGGGCGUGCGUGCUUCGAGCCCUCUGCGAGGCUUCCCAGCGUCUCGUGCCGAAAGGGAACACUCUGGUCGAGGAGAUGAUACGGAUAUCGUUCUCGUUCCCUUUGAAGCGGCUGUUCUCGUCGGAGCCGGAGGAGCACCAUACGUACGGAUCGGCUCAUAAAGCGGGCCACGAGGGCCAAGAUUGCGCUGGCAUGUUCGCCGAAUGCAGUUUCUCCCUCAUCGACAUGGCCCUCGGGAAAUACGACGCGGCACGGACACGGGAACCACGAUUUCCGCCCGGAUACGCUGCAGCCACCGAUGCGGUACGCUCUUCCGGGGAGUGGACGAGGUACAACAUGAAAUAAGACGACGCAUCUGACUGGAAGACGACUUAGGACGACGCGUAGCCCGGGAAAUCCAGCCACCGGGCUUUCACCGAAGGUUUCGGGGCUCGUUCACUCGAUAUCAGCCGGAACUUGUUCGAUGACCUCCAGCCGGACAGCCGCGCCGACGCACAGUGGAGUAUUUUGCCUCAAAAGCUAGAAAAAGUCUGAUCUAGGCCUGAUGUGUAGA
Megalopta genalis is the source of this 1090-nucleotide messenger RNA. RefSeq lists its product as uncharacterized. The record is from RefSeq and is a predicted model, not a curated record. NCBI's taxonomy places the organism in Eukaryota, Metazoa, Arthropoda, Insecta, Hymenoptera, Halictidae.